Molecule: messenger RNA, 1073 nt
Organism: Lucilia sericata (common green bottle fly)
Lineage: Eukaryota; Metazoa; Arthropoda; Insecta; Diptera; Calliphoridae
Product: transmembrane protein 216
Exons: 2
Coding region: 296-745 (149 amino acids)
Biological process (GO): non-motile cilium assembly
Cellular component (GO): ciliary transition zone
Source: RefSeq, a predicted model, not a curated record
CAUUGAUCAGUCUAAAAAUACUAUUCCGACAAACAAGUCACAAAUUCAUUUUACGUGCAAAUUUCUCAUUUUUUUUUGCACUGCCCACUAACAGUGUUCGGUCGUUAUGUGCUGCUAUUUUUAACAAAUAAAAUCUAAAAGAACAAAUAAUUAAAAAUACUAAAUAAAAAUUACAAUAAAAGUGUGCUAAUUAAGUAGACAUGUAAAAACUUAAAUUAACAAAAAAAAAAAAAAAAAAACACAUUAUCAAAUAUCGAUGACGAAUAGAUUGCAAUAAUUUGAAAAGUAGUUAAGAAUGCCACCAAAACGUGUACCACCACAGGUGCCAAAGAAGCCAAAUCCCAGUCUCACCUAUGAGGUGUUAAUCUAUUUGAAUUCCUUCUAUUUCGGCAUGUUCGCUGGCUGUGAACUUGCGAUGAGUCUCCUUAAGGCAAUAAAUCUGACCUAUCCAAUGGAUAUAUUGAUUAGAGACAUGUGUGUUAUAUUUGGAUUCUGUCUGUUGGAAACGAUACGCAUUAUAAUGGGCCGCAAGGGAACUCUAGCCGAGCGAGGUUGGCCUGCAAUUAUGUCAGUUUUUCUAACUGUACCGUGCUUUCUUGGUGUAACCUAUAUAUUACUUUUACAAAAAUAUAAAAUACGUUUAGAAUAUGUACUUUGUACUUUACAAUUGGGUCUAUAUCUCACCGAAAUUUGGUAUGCCAUAUACUUUGUUUUUUCACUAUGUCGUCCAGUAACUUAUGAUUAGGACUAAAAACCAAACAAAAACUACAAAAAAAUUAUAUAAAAUAAUUAAAAAAAAAACAUUAUAUACUCGUAAAAAUGUAUGUAACUUUAUAUAAAAACAAACAAUUCGUAAAUAAAAUUUAAAAAUAAAUCUAAAUCUAAGUGUAAAAGGACCCCUCUGUUAUUUAUAAACGUUUAGAAAAUUGUAGUAAAUUUACAAAAUUGUAAAAGAAAACAAAAUUUAGAAAACUGUUAUACAAAAAAAUAAAAAAAAUAAAAAUAAAUAAUAAUAAUAAAUGUAAAUUUUCUUAAAAAUUUAUGUAAAACUGAUUAAAAUUUAUAAAUAUAAA